This is a messenger RNA of Chondrus crispus (carragheen), 645 nucleotides long. RefSeq lists its product as hypothetical. The coding region runs from base 1 to 645 and encodes 214 amino acids. Lineage: Eukaryota; Rhodophyta; Florideophyceae; Gigartinales; Gigartinaceae. The record is from RefSeq and is a predicted model, not a curated record. The transcript has a single exon.
AUGCUGCUGACUAACCCAGACCGGAGGUAUUAUGACGGGUUUAAGGUAGGGUAUGCGGAGCUUGCACCAAACCUGGGCUCGGUGACGGAAGGGGCAGUAUGUGGAGGGAUCUUACGGAAAGUGACGGAUGCAGUGGCGUCGUUUUCGACGCAACUGCUUAACUACUUCCACGAGCAGGAGCGCAGCCUGCCGGUGAUUAUCGAGAGUUUGUAUGACCCGGAAGACAUGUAUUCGGCAAGCAUCGAGCGGCGAAUAAUGCGUGCGAUCUGGAAGUGCGGGCGCAAGGACGAGAGCAUGGUGAUGCUGCUGCGGGCCGUGGAGGACAGCCCGUCGUGCAAGCAGUGGACGUGCCGGAAUUUGAGACGGCUCGAACGCGUGGCGAUGCCGCUGUGGAGAAGACGGUACAACAACGCGAGGGGUGCCGUGAUCGCCAAGUUUAAGCAGAGGAAACGAUCGUGGGAACGGUCUGCGGCUUCCACAGAUAUGGUGUUCGGGUCCAGUCUGCAUCGGCUGAAUUUGGGCAGCGCAACGGCGAGGUCGAGAAUGGGGCCCAUGCCGGGGAUCCAGAGCCACCUGGCCGAGCCGCGGUCGUAUGGGUCUUCGUCAUCGACCGAUAACAAGUUUCCAACUGGUCACGGUACGUAA